Molecule: messenger RNA, 896 nt
Organism: Chinchilla lanigera (long-tailed chinchilla)
Lineage: Eukaryota; Metazoa; Chordata; Mammalia; Rodentia; Chinchillidae
Gene: Rpa3
Product: replication protein A3, 14kDa
Exons: 4
Coding region: 67-432 (121 amino acids)
Biological process (GO): base-excision repair; mismatch repair; DNA replication
Cellular component (GO): site of double-strand break; nucleus; DNA replication factor A complex
Molecular function (GO): damaged DNA binding; single-stranded DNA binding
Source: RefSeq, a predicted model, not a curated record
AUAGGCGCUAGCGGGGUUCUUUUUCCGUCGUCCGCGCCCUGUUUCCCGCCAGGCGGAGGCUUCAUCAUGGUGGACGUGGUGGAGUUGCCCAAGUCGCGCAUCAACGCCAGCAUGCUCUCUCAGUUCAUUGACCGGCCGGUCUGCUUCGUAGGGAGGCUGGAAAAGAUUCAUCCCACUGGAAAAAUGUUUAUCCUUUCGGAUGGAGAAGGAAAAAAUGGAACCGUUGAAUUAAUGGAGCCACUUGAUGAAGAACUAUCUGGAAUCGUGGAAGUAGUUGGAAGAGUAACAGCUAAGGCAACCAUCAUGUGUGCCUCUUACAUCCAGUUCAGAGAAGAUAGCAGUCCUUUCGAUCUGGGACUUUACAAUGAAGCAGUGAAAAUUAUCCAUGAAUUCCCUCAGUUUUUUCCUUUUGGAGUGCAACAUGAAUCUUGAUGGAUUUUUUUUAUGAUUUCAAGAAGCUACAUCGAUGGAUAUUAAAGGAAUCCCCUCAUAUUUGAGGGAGAGAACUCUUUGAUUUCUAAUAUUUAAUUUGUUGUUUUUAAAAUUCCACUUAUCAAAUGUUAGCUCUUUCAAUCUGCAUUUUUUGAUGGAAGUGGUGUAUUAUUGGCAGUUAUAAAAAAAAUUGCUACUACAUUGUAUGGUCAGAUAAGAUGCAAUAACAAAGCAUCUUGUGUUUGUGUUUCUAUUUUAUUCAUGAACUUUGGUAUAUACUAUUGAUUACUUGAUCUUUAUUUUUGUAAGCAUGUAUUCAGACACAAACUUGGAAUUUCAUAACGGUAAGGUCAUGUCUUAGGCCUAGCAAAUGAAACUCUAGGUCAACUCUGUUAAGGACUUACUAGCUCAUAAAUUCUACCAUGUUAAUUAUUCUUCAAUAAAAGUGAUUUUUUUUGUUGGUC